This is a messenger RNA of Amaranthus tricolor (Joseph's coat), 1739 nucleotides long. RefSeq lists its product as uncharacterized. The record is from RefSeq and is a predicted model, not a curated record. NCBI's taxonomy places the organism in Eukaryota, Viridiplantae, Streptophyta, Magnoliopsida, Caryophyllales, Amaranthaceae. The coding region runs from base 227 to 1246 and encodes 339 amino acids. The transcript is spliced from 5 exons.
AAUUGAAGGAGAAUUUGUUAUUAUCCAAAUCCAGAGUUUCCUUCUCCUCUGAUCCUUCCCUUCCCUUCCCUUCCCUUCCCUUCCCUUCCCUUCCCUUCCCUUCUCUCCUCCCCCAAAACCGCCAACCCAACUUGUUCGUCACCGCUAACCCAAUUCUUUCGCCUCUCCACCCAGCGUCAAUUUCAGGUCCAACGGUGUAAAUGUUUUGCCGAUUAACUUAGAUGAGAUGGUGUUGGUGACCCAUCUUCAUACACAGAGUUCUUGUGCUGCAGUUCCUUUAAGAACUUCAUUAUGGAGCAAAGGAAUAACUUUAAGGCAUAAUGUUGUCCAUUUUCAAACGUUUUUAAAAAAUGAUAGAUGUAUCUCACUAAAGCACUCUUUUCCUUUAAGGCCAGUGCCUAGACGCUUGCGUGAAGGUAAAGGGAAAUCGUUGCGGAUUUCGUCCUUCAAAGGAAAUGUUCAAGAUGAAAAAGCUGGUGAUGCAUCAAGUAAACCAAUAUCACCCAAAAGCUCUGUCAAAGUAUCUUUUCUACCACAAGAGAGGGAGGAAAAUCUUACAGAACCUCGCACAUCCCAGGACGCAACAGUUUCUUGUGCAUCUGAAUCAAACAAGAGGAUUUCUCAAUCUCAGGCUAUACAUAGAUUAUUCACAAAAUGGUUGUCACUUCUGCGAACUGGAGCAGCUGCUUCCAAUGAAGAUGGGAUCCUGGAAAGUCCGCCUCAAACGGAUCAUCUUCCAGAGCAAAAAGCAACCAACUCUGACGAAAAAGGCAAGAUUCUAAAGGCAGUUAUGAGCUACUUUCUGGGACUGGAUGCGGCAAUUAGUGUUCCCUUGCUAAUAUUCAUUCCUCUCUAUUUAGCUGUAAAUGUGAAGUAUGGCUCUCAAGUUUCAAGAGAAUUGACUCCGUUGUGGAUCCUAGGUCCCUUGAUUGCGGCUUUGUAUGUUAAGCUGCUUCGGUGGAUUUUCGCUCUAUACCUCUUCUCCUUCAAGCUAUCUGUGAAGCUAAUAAAAAAUCUACCUGCUUACUACUCAACCGCAUCACAUUGCAUCGGUGAAGGGAAUUUUAGAAGUCGAAUUUGGCAACCAAUUACUUACAUACAAAACUUAGAUUACAAAGAGGCAUCCAUAAAGCGGUGGAAGAUAGUUCGAGAAUGGGCAGUUGAAAAAUACCUCGAUUUUGUGGAAUCGAUAUGGCCGCACUAUUGUAGGACAAUAAGGUUUCUGAAGAGAGCUAAUCUUAUUUAAAUUUCAUAGUAUUUGGAUCGAAGUCUCGUGUGACGGCAUUGUGCUAUUCUAAUGUGCGCGAAUAUCAGAAACGAGCUAUUUUGUUCGGCUCUCAAAUCAUUUUCAUGAUCUUCUCAAAUUGUUGUUUUUCACACUGGGAAUUUGUAGAAAAAAGUGUAGUGUACACUUGUAAUAUUAGUUUGUAUUUUUGGUUUGAGUUCAAAAAUAUUUUGUGCCUCCAUAUUGAGGAGCUUUUUUUUUUGUUGACUUGAUCCAUCAUUUUUAGUAAUUCUCCAAGGAGGUUAAAAUCUUCAGAGUUUCUGCUUCUGAGUUCUGAGUAAGCAAAGCUUGCCUGGGUUUAUCUUUUAGAAGUGGUACCAAUCAAUGCUUUUGGUUUGGUCUUGAUGCAAUCACCUGAUAUAUUACUCGUCUGUUCCUUUAAAUUCGCUAUGUAAAUUGAACUUAGUUUUUAUAAAUGUCUAGCAAAUCCAAAGGGACACUGAGUAAUUAGAUU